UUAUCAUAACUAUACUGUUUACCAACAGACCAAUGGCCUGUCGAGAGUGCAUAUCCCAACCGUUCACAUUCAGACAAAACAAACAAAGCAAAACUUGCCACGGUGAUUAUUUAACCCCUUCUUCUUCCACCCUAUAUGAUCUACCAGUCUUCGAGUUGGCAGCAGGUAGACUGUUUUCGAACAGACAUUAGAGCAAACACAUCGUAGGCAGACCCAUUCAGAUGCCUCUACAGCAACCAAAAUGGGAAUUCCUCAUCUUCCUCAACAUCCUUAUAGUCCUUUCCGGCUUGAUCACAUCCAAUUCUCAACCAAUCUCAUCAAACCCCCAUCCCUCUUUCCCCUGUAAGCCGCCCUGCAACUCCUACCCAUUCUGCAACACCUCUCUUUCUGUCAGAGACAGAGCCCAAUCUCUCAUCUCCUACCUCACCCUCCCCGAGAAGAUCCAGCAGCUGACCGACAACACCACCGGGUUACCGAGGCUCGGUAUUCCCGCCUACGAGUGGUGGUCCGAGUCCAUCCACGGAAUUGCAUCCAACGGCCCUGGAGUCAUCUUCAAUGGCGGCCCAAUUCAAUCGGCCACCAUCUUCCCUCAAGUUCUCGUCACCGCGGCUGCUUUCAACAGAACUCUUUGGCGCUCGAUUGCAUCGGCCAUCGCGGUUGAGGCCAGGGCAAUGUACAAUGUUGGGCAAGCUGGGCUGACGUUUUGGGCUCCGACUGUUAAUAUCUUCAGGGACCCCAGAUGGGGGAGAGGCCAAGAGUCGCCCGGCGAAGAUCCUAUGGUUGCGGCGGCCUAUGCGAUCGAAUUUGUGAAGGGAUUUCAAGGUGGGGAUCAGAGGGUUGAAAUUGGAAAUGAGUAUGGGCUUGGGGGAAAGAGAGUGCUGGCAGAAGAUGGUGGUGGCGAUGAGCUGAUGUUGUCUGCUUGUUGCAAGCAUUUCACUGCAUAUGAUUUGGAGAAGUGGGGGAUGUACGCCAGAUAUAACUUCAAUGCUGUGAUUUCAGAGCAGGAUUUGGAGGACACAUAUCAACCACCAUUUAGGAGUUGUAUCCAACAAGGUAAAGCAAGCUGCUUGAUGUGUUCAUACAAUGCCGUCAAUGGGAUUCCUGUAUGUGCAAGCAAAGAUCUCUUGCAAAAAGCUCGAGAUGAGUGGGGAUUCAAAGGAUAUAUCACAUCUGACUGUGAUGCCGUGGCCACCAUAUAUGAAUAUCAGCAUUACUCGACCCCAGAAGAUGCAGUAGCUCUUGCUCUUAAAGCAGGAACGGAUAUUAACUGUGGAACAUAUAUGCUGCGGCACACUCAAUCAGCAAUAGAUCAGGGCAAGGUGCAAGAAGAAGACAUAGACAGAGCUCUUCUCAAUUUGUUUUCAGUUCAAAUUCGUCUUGGGCUUUUCAAUGGAGAUCCUAUCAAGAAGAAGUUUGGAAAGUUAGGACCCCAAAAUGUUUGCACUUCAGAGCACAAGAUGCUGGCACUUGACGCGGCAAGGCAGGGCAUUGUACUUCUUAAGAAUGUGAAGAAGUUUCUGCCUUUAAAGAAAAAUAAGAUUUCUUCCUUGGCUAUUAUUGGUCCCAUGGCAAACAGCACCCAGUUGGGUGGUGGUUAUACAGGAGUUCCUUGCAGUUCAAAAACCCUUCUUGAUGUAUUCCAGGACUAUGCAAAGAAAGUAUUCUACUCAGCUGGUUGCCUUGAUGGUGUAGCUUGCAAUUCCAAUGCUGGAUUUACUGAUGCUCUUUCUAUUGCUAAAAAAGCUGAUAUUGUCAUUGUUGUAGCUGGAUUAGAUUUGUCCCAAGAAACUGAAGACCUUGACAGAUACAGUCUUCUCUUGCCAGGCUAUCAGAUGGCUCUUGUCAACUCCAUUGCUUCUAAGAGUCGAAAACCUUUGGUUUUAGUUGUUGCUGGUGGGGGACCACUUGAUGUGUCAUUUGCUAAGGGCAACCCACAAAUUGCAAGUAUUCUCUGGAUUGGUUACCCUGGAGAGGCUGGUGGAAAGGCACUUGCAGAAGUCAUCUUUGGAGAAUACAAUCCAGGUGGAAGACUACCAGUAACCUGGUAUCCUGAGUCAUUCACCCGUGUACCCAUGAAUGAUAUGAAUAUGCGAGCUGAUCCAUCUCGAGGAUAUCCAGGCAGAUCUUAUCGAUUUUACAAUGGUGACACAAUAUAUGGAUUUGGACAUGGCUUAAGCUAUAUAAGCUUCACUUAUAAACUCUUAUCUGCCCCAGACAAAUUGAGCUUAUCGGGUUCUGUUAAGGCUGAAUACAGAAAGGGCUUGUCCCAACGAAAAACAGAUGAGGUUAACUAUAUUCAUAAAGAUCAGCUGGAAUGUUGUGAUUCAUUGACAUUCUACAUGCAUGUCUCUGUGAUGAAUAAUGGUGACAUAGACGGAAGCCAUGUUUUGAUGUUGUUUUCUAGAGUGCCCAAAUUUUUUAAAGGUGCUCCAGAAAGACAACUAAUUGGAUUUGAUCGCAUCCAUACUAUUUCUAACUGGUCCACUGAAGCAAGCAUCAAAGUAGAUCCCUGUGAACAUCUUACCAUUGCCAACGAGCAAGGAAAAAGAAUAUUGCCACUGGGUGAUCACACUCUUAUGUUGUUGGACCUAGAGCAUAUUGUUUCAAUUGAGAUAUAAUAAAGCUCAUUUGAAAUCAAUUAUUGAUCAAAGUUUGUAAUUCAACAUUGUUUCUGUUAUUGGAAGAUAUACAUGUUAUUCAGGGAAAAAAAGAAACCUGAAUAUUCUUGGUACAAUUAAUCAUACACUUAGUCAUUCUUUCUCUCGAA
Molecule: messenger RNA, 2767 nt
Organism: Diospyros lotus (date-plum)
Lineage: Eukaryota; Viridiplantae; Streptophyta; Magnoliopsida; Ericales; Ebenaceae
Product: probable beta-D-xylosidase 6
Biological process (GO): arabinan catabolic process; xylan catabolic process
Cellular component (GO): plant-type cell wall
Molecular function (GO): alpha-L-arabinofuranosidase activity; xylan 1,4-beta-xylosidase activity
Source: RefSeq, a predicted model, not a curated record